Eubalaena glacialis (North Atlantic right whale) is the source of this 2142-nucleotide messenger RNA. It is a transcript of the gene SPATA21, whose product is annotated as spermatogenesis associated 21. The record is from RefSeq and is a predicted model, not a curated record. Gene Ontology annotation, molecular function: calcium ion binding. NCBI's taxonomy places the organism in Eukaryota, Metazoa, Chordata, Mammalia, Artiodactyla, Balaenidae. Bases 1 to 2142 code for a protein of 713 amino acids. The transcript has 13 exons.
AUGGACAACAGAAAUGCCCAGAUGUACGUGGAGUGUAGGAUCAAGGCUCCAGAGGCCCAGCCAAGUCCUGGUCUGAGGACUGCCAGCAACAGGGCUGGUGUUGAGCCCACCAUAUCAGAAGUCAGCCAGGUUGUGUUUCCAGAUGCUGAAGGGAUAGACAGUGGGAAGCAGCCCUCAUCAGCACCAGGAGGGCCAGAGGACGGGCCCAGACACAGAGAGGCAUCAGAGGAGGGGUCUCCGGAGCUCAGCACCCAGGAGCAGGUGCCUCCAGCGGGGCCAAGGAUGAAGCAGUCAUCUUUGGCCCCCCAGGAAGGGCCUGGAGAGCUGCAGGCAGGCCAGGAUCAGGCCACGCCAGGAAGUGAGCUGGAGGUGCUGCCCUCCAGGGUCCCUGCAGCACAGGAAAGGCUGCAGCAGCAGAGCUCAUGGAAGGAGACCGAGGACCAACAGGGGAGCCAGCAGAACCUAGGGACCGUGGAGGGUCAGUUCCCCGAGAGCCGCCAGGACCCAGAGUGUCAGCCCUUCCCAGGUCACCUGGCCGCCAAUGAGUCAGACAUAGUGCAGUCAACAGAGCCUUGUUGCACCUUGGACAGGCAUGGACAGCAACUGGGGGACAAGCCCCCCAAGGAAGUGGACACCCCACCCAUCAGGCCACAGGGGGCUCUGCCAGAGCCUGGCUCAGGGGAACAUGAGGACAGUUCCCAGGAAGCAAUGUCCCUAAUGCCCACGGCAACUCUGGAGGAAAAGACGGCCCACUCUUCCCCACUAUCUAUGCCAAGACCUAACACACCCAAAGAAAGGGACAAGGCUGUGGAGAUCCAGGCAGCACUGGGGCCUGUUCCUCCACCUGAGGCGAGGGACAUCGGAGAGAGGAGGGAGAUGGACCAUACCCAGAAGCAGCCUCAGGAGCCUGUGGGGGCCACUGGGGCCCAGAACCUUGGCAACCCCCGGCCGGGCUUCAUGAAGUGCUUGUUGGAGGUGGAAGAGGAGGAGGCCACGCGUUGGAGGGUCACCAAGGCCCGCGCGCUGCCAAACCGGAAGUCCCCCAGGACCCUGGCCCCCGUGCCCGUCUCUGCCCCAGUUGGCAACUCAGCCCCAACCUUGCCUCUGACCCUGCCUCAGACCCCUGCCUCGGCUCCUGCCAUGGCCCCAUGCUGGGCCCGACCGCCAGCCCCUGGGCCACUUCCUGCCCCCAUGGGAGCCCCAGCUUCAGUGCCCGUCACGGUCCUGCCGGUCCCUGCAUCAGACCUGGGCUGGAGAAGGACAGAACUUUUGCACCACAGCGGGGAGAGGAGCCUGAAUUACCCCAAGGCACGGCAGGAGCUGGAAGAACACUGCCUCCUGAAGGUGCGUCAGACCUGGGAGGAGAGGUCGGAAGAGCACCUCACACUGAAGCAAGAGGAAGCCUUCCGCAGCUACUUUGAGAUCUUCAGUGGUCAUGGCGAGGUGGAUGCACAGAGCCUGGAGAACAUCCUGCUCCUCGUGGGCAUCUCCCUGACGCCGGCCCAGGUGGAGGAUGCCCUGAGGAGUGCUGAUAUCGAUGGAGACGGCCACGUGAACUUCAAAGACUUCUUGGCCGUGAUGACAGACACCAAGCGCUUCUUCUGCUCUGUGGAAGAGAAGGCCCUGACGGACAUGGCUCCCCCAAACCCCCGCACUCUGCUCUUUGAGAUCCUGUCCCUGCUGGUGGAGAUGCUGGCCUUACCUGAGGCAGCCUUAGAGGAGAUCACCAGCUAUUACCAGAAGAAGCUGAAGGCAGGCACCUGUAAGGCCCAAGAGAUGGAACCCGCCAUUGGCCGGCUGCGGUCCCGGAAGAAGCUUCCCGACAACCCGCAGCAGGCAGACACCUUGGAAGUCCCAGAACGAAAAGCCCUCAGGAUCCUGAGCCAGCUGAAGCAGCAGAACUAUGCUGCCAACCUGCAAAGCCCCUAUGCCCAGGUGCCUUGCAUCCCGCUCUGCCCGCGGCUGGACAAGAAUACGGUCCGCCGGAAGCAGGGCAGCCACUAUGUGCUGGAGCUGUGUACCCCCACCAGCCUGGACCCUGACACCCGUAGCCUCUUCUUCCAGACUGGAUCUCAAGGAAGCAGGGAACCCAGCUCUGACAGCCGAAAGUGGCUCAGUUCUGUGCCGGCUCGAACCCACUGA